Molecule: messenger RNA, 6266 nt
Organism: Monodelphis domestica (gray short-tailed opossum)
Lineage: Eukaryota; Metazoa; Chordata; Mammalia; Didelphimorphia; Didelphidae
Gene: PORCN
Product: porcupine O-acyltransferase
Biological process (GO): Wnt protein secretion; protein palmitoylation; lipid modification
Cellular component (GO): membrane; endoplasmic reticulum
Molecular function (GO): palmitoleoyltransferase activity; Wnt-protein binding
Source: RefSeq, a predicted model, not a curated record
UCAUUGGUCACGCGAAUAUUCUGCGCGUGUCCAUUGGCAGUAGCCUUCUCUUCCACUCACCUCCUCCGGCCCCGCCAGCCCCGGUAAUGUACCUUUUCCCGGCUUCGACGGGCUCCCAUUGGUCUACCGAACGCUCGACGCAAGCUCAUUGGUCAUCUCUUUCAUCCCCCCCCUUCCCCCCUCCCUCGGCUGCCUCGGAUCUCUCUGCUCCCCCGACUUCACCGCACUCCCAUUGGUUGCGCGAACGAUCUACUCGUCUUCAUUGGCUCCGAACUCUCUGGCUCGGAGCCGGCCUCCCCGCUGCGUUAAAGGGGCCGCCGUCAACCCUACGUGAUUGGGGCCGCUGGAGAAGGUGGCUGGAAGGGAAGCUGCCUCGGUGGCCAACGGAGGACGAGGCGGCCAGUCCUCCUCUUCCUGUCGUGGUCGUGGUCCGCCGUCGUCAUGGCUACCUUCAGCCGGCAGGACUUCUUCCAGCAGUUGGUGCAAGGCUGUGUGGUCCCCACUGCCCAGCAGGGCCUGGACCAGCUGUGGCUUCUGCUGGCUGUCUGCCUAACCUGCCGCCUCCUUUGGAGACUUGGGUUACCCCCAGCUGUGAAACAUGCCAGCACGGUGGCUGGUGGCUUCUUCAGCUUGUACCACUUCUUCCAACGACACAUGGUGUGGGUGGUGCUACUGAGUCUCUUGUGCUAUCUGGUCCUCUUCCUGUGCCGGCACUCAUCCCACCGAGGGGUCUUCCUCUCGGUCACCAUCCUCAUCUACCUGCUGAUGGGGGAGAUGCACAUGGUGGACACUGUGACCUGGCACAAGAUGAGGGGGGCCCAGAUGAUCGUCGCUAUGAAAGCCGUGUCCCUGGGCUUUGACCUGGAUCGGGGUGAACUGAGUGCAGUGCCCUCCCCUGUGGAGUUCAUGGGCUAUCUCUACUUCGUGGGCACUAUCGUCUUCGGGCCCUGGCUGCACUUCCGCAGUUACCUUCUGGCUGUGGAGGGCCGACCACUGAGCUUCACAUGGCUGGGGAAAGUGGCAGCAAGCCUGUCACGGGCCCUGCUCUGCUUGGUGGUCUCAACCUGUGUGGGCCCCUACCUCUUCCCAUACUUCAUCCCACUCUAUGGGGACAGGCUACUCCGAAGCAAGAAACGGCAAGUGAGGGGUGCUGUGGCCAGGUGGCUGCAUGCCUACGAGAGUGCCAUCUCCUUCCACUUCAGUAAUUACUUUGUGGGUUUCCUGUCAGAAGGCACAACCACACUGGCUGGGGCAGGCUUCACGGAGGAGAAGGACCACUUGUGCUGGGACCUUACUGUGUCGAGGCCCCUGAGUGUGGAGCUUCCCAGGUCCAUGGUUGAGGUUGUAACCAGCUGGAACCUGCCCAUGUCACACUGGCUCAAUUCCUAUGUUUUCAAGAAUUCCCUUCGCCUUGGCAAGCUCUCAGCCCUCCUUGUGACCUAUGCUGCCAGCGCCCUCCUGCAUGGCUUCAGUUUCCACUUGGGGGCCGUACUGCUCACCCUCGCCUUCAUCACAUAUGUGGAACAUGUGCUCCGGAAGAGGCUGGCUACCAUCUUCAAUGCUUGUGUCCUCUCAAAGCGCUGCCCUCCGGACUGCCCACAUCGACACCGCACGGGUCUGGGCGUGCAGGCACUGAACCUAUUCUUCAGGGCCCUAGCUGUCUUUCACUUGGCCUAUCUGGGCUCCCUCUUUGACAUAGAUACUGACGACACUACCGAGGAGCAGGGCUACGGCAUGUCCCACACCGUCCGCAAGUGGUCCGAGCUCGGCUGGGCCAGUCACUGGCUCACCUUCAGCUGCUGGAUCUUCUACCGCCUCAUCAGCUGAGGGUCCUCCCCUGGCUUCCCUUCUCCCCCCCCCCCCCCAAUAUCUGCCCUGGGCACAAAAGGUGGAGUCCUGGCCACUGCCACCCCUCCCUCCCAAAGGGGCUCUGGGGAUUUGGGGGGGAGGGGACCUUUGAGGGCAGGAGGGGAAGCAGUGGGCAGGACCCCAAGACCAUGUCUUCCACCCCUACAUUCUGCUAGAAACUAGUCCCUCUUUUUAUAAAUGGUUUGUUAUUGUCAGAUAAAAAUAGGUAAGGUCCAAGUGCCUGAGCUGUGUGUGUGAGCUGUUUCCCAAAAUUCUGAGCUUCCCAGCAGCAAUCAAGAGGCAGGAGACAGUGGGGCUGUAGAAUCCCAAGGGCCGUUUAUUGGCUCUUUCCUUGAGGGCCCAGGAUGGGGAGUCCAGGGCUCUGGGCCUAGCCUGCUCCCUCCUUCCUAGCUGUACAGCUCCAGUCCCCCUAGUCUUCUUGGAGGAUACAGGCCUCUUGCCGAGCCAAGCAUGGGUGGUCUGGCUCAGUACUCAGGGCCUCCUGUAGGCUGUCCCAAGAGGAGCAAAGGGACAGGGAAUGACAGCCAGAGGAGAGAGCUGAACGGUGAUGUCCAGGUCUUGGGUGCCAGAGGGAGAAAUCCGACCAAGUUAGACCACAGAGGCUGUAAAAGUAGACCAGGAAGCAGCAGAGUGUACUCCUUCCUUAGUCCAGCUGUGAUCUAGGAGGACACUCGGCAGGUUGGGGACAUCAGCAUCAAGGGGGUAUAUGGCCUUGGCAGACCCCAGAAGCCUCUGGGUGGGAAGAGAACUGUGGAAAAGGCAAAGUUGGCUGUGGCAAGUGGGAGAAACUUUGACCCGGGGGUACUCCAACUCUGGGCUCUGGAGUAGAGAUGAGGCGGCAGGAAUUGGGUUAUGUCUUCAGAGCAGGGUAAGGAAACUAAGGGAGGGCAAUGCCUAGAGAAGAGAAAUGAUACACUCUGGGUGUUGGAUGGAACUCGGGAACAGACCAGAGAUUCUAAGCCAGACUUUGUGCCUCAUCACACCUGAUGCCUUCUCUACUCUGAACAGCCUUGUGCCCCUUCCCCCAAUAAUCUUCUCGGUGUUCUCAUGGCCAUGCCCAGAGCUGUCUGGGCUGCUGCCACUUCUUCUAUGGCCUUUCCCCCAUUGUGAUCAGCCUUUGAGCUCUAGGGAGCCCUUGAUCGCUUCCCUAAAGCUCAGGCCUUCAUCCCCACUUCCUCCCCAGCUCACAGAACUCCAACAUUGCUCCAUGGAUCCCUAAAUUCUUGCCCCAUUGCCUCAAGUUGGUCUCUCACUGUCUCUUCAUAUGUACCCUGAUAUCCCUGACUCUAUUCUGGUAGAAGGUGCCUGGUUUUAGGCCUCCUGCCCUCACCAGUCUUGACAAGAUUCUUAAGCAACAGAGGGGCAGGGGUUGGAUCUGAGGCAUUUCAGCUUUCCCUCUCCCCAUCACAGCAUGGCUGAAUAAAUGUCAGGACCAUCCUACAAGAGAUCACAGGAUUUGGGGCCAGGAUAUGCAUGGCACUGAGGAAUCAGCACAAAUGAGAAUGUUGAUGCUCAAGAGCUGAACUAGGGGGCAGCUGAGUAUUGAGAGCCAGACCUAGAGAUGGGAGGUCCUGCAUGCAAACCUGACCUGAGCUACCUCUUAGCUGGGUGACCUUGGGCAAGUCACUUGACCCGGUUGUCUAGCUCUUCAGCCUGGAAACCUGUAUUGAUUCUAGGGAGGAAGGUAAAGGUUUUUAACAAAACAAACCAACCAACCGUGGACAGAGGAAAACUGGAUGGAGGUUAUGAAAAACAGGACAGGUUAUACUAUAGAAAAUACGAGAGGAUCUAACCAAAGGCCUCUCCAAGGCCAGGGGGUUUUUCAGGGGAAUGGGGGUCAGGGAGGGUGCUGAAAAUGGGUGUGCUCCUCUAUGCCACACAUAGCCCAGUGACUCUGGGGAAAGACAGGUGAAGACACUCCAAGCCACCCUAAGGUGCAAGAUGGAACCAAGAAUGUGAGAGAAGACAAAAGCACACAGAUGGGUGGGUAGGCAAGAGUACAAGGGAAGAGCCAAGUGGCCAGCAUGGCAUGAAGAUGGGCUGAAGUGACUUGCCACAGAGCUCCUAAUCCCAAGCUAGGCCCCAGCACACCGAAGCCCAUCACAUCGGAUCUGGCUCAAUGAUUUCCUAGGCAGUAGGCACCUAGUCAGGGCGCAUGGAAUGGGUCCAUGAGAGAUGGAUGACAGGCCUCCCAAGCCGGAGUACGGCAAACUCCGGGUUCCCAGUGGCUGCUGUCACCAGGGAGCCACAAAGAUAGCGAUCUCGUGUGAACUCAGGGCAUUGGGAAAGGGAAUUCUUCGUACAUGCUAGCCCCUCCUUCCCAGCACAACAAGAGGCAAACGCAGACACAAAGGCAGCAUCCAGCCUUACCCUAGUUUCUGCUUCAGGCUCCUAGGGGCAGUGAGGCAGUCCACAAACCAGCUCAUCCCAGUCAGGGAGUUCUGGGGAGUCAGUGGAGUGACAUUUCCCGGGAGCGCCCCCUCUCCCCCAGAAUCUUAAAGGCUUCCAGGAAAGUCCUCCAGCCCCAGGGAUGGACGGACGCACGCUUCCCAUCUGGAGCAGCUUGAAGGCGCUGCGUGCCGCCCCUCCGGACCCAGGACAUGCGGUCCAUUCGCAGCCAGGACACAAGACGGCUGAGAGCCCCGCCCCCCUGCGCAGCGGGGGGGGGGGAGGGAGGAACAGAGCGCAGGCGCCUAACCCCAACUUGCUGGCGUGCAAUGUGCGCAAGCACACGCGCACUACCCUCUGGGAAUUGUGGUCCCUCCCGCUACCACUUCCGCCACGCGCCACCGCCCAGUACCCCGAGCGUGGGCGAAGCCGCCCGGGAAGACUCCGAGUGCCUUCUCUCCUCGGACUUUUUUUCCUUCGGGCCAGUGGGCCUCAAGUGGGCGGGGCGGCGACCUCACGUCACGGCUGGCCCGGGGUUUUAGGGAAGGCGAAGGGCGGAGGGGCCGGAGGAGUCCGGGCGGGGAGGCUCGGGUUGGCGCGGCGGCACGGCAGGGGGAGGAUCUGUGGGUGGGGCCGGAGAUGUCCCCGGGACCGCGAGCUGAGACCCCUCAGGCUGGGCGGGCGCGCACCGCUGUCUGGGCCUUGGCCCUGUCGCAUAUAUCCCGAAGCCGGGUCCAGAAGGUCUCGAUCUGGGAGCAGAUGGCAGCCACCUCCGCGCAGAAGACCUGGGCCUCCGCGCACACUCUCUCCCUCCCGGCCCCAGCCCGAGGUCGGGCCUCGCUGCCUCCAGGACCCCAAUAGGGGCCAGGGCCGGAGUCGGGCCGGGGCCUAAACCUGCGGAGGUGGAACACACGGAAAACCCGCUCCAGCCUAGCAGCGAAAGCGGGAGAAGAGCAGCGGUAGCAAUGCGCAAGUACCCACCGGGCUGCUGGCCGGGGCCCGGGGCCGGCGCCUGAUUGGGCCCCGGGCAGAGUGACGUCAUAGAGCUAGGCGGAGCCUACCCCCCAGCGGUGGUUGCUGUUUUUCUUUUGAAGUCUGGAACUUCGCUCCAACUUACUCUGCCCAUUCCCUCGGUAGCUUACCGACUUUCUUUCCUUUUUCAGUUCUCUUCUUCCCUCCUACCCCUGGACAAACCCGCAGGUCCUGAAAAUUGCCUCAGUCUCCCCACGGAGUCUUUUACCCUUGCGGUCAUUGUAGAAAGCCCUUGCCUCGGCUCGGUUUCUGUGACGCUGGCCCCUCAUUUGGUAAGCCAUACCAAGCAGAGGAAGGUCAGCCUUUCCCCAGUCGAUCAACACCCCUCAGUGUUUUCACUAGAUUUCUCUUGCAGGGUCCAAGAGAACCUUUUUAGGCGCAGCGCUCCCAAAUUGCCUCCCAGUUCCACCUGGGUUGCACUGAUGGGGCCUCUUUCCACCCUUUUUGUCCGGCUUCUUGGCCAGUCUGCUAGCUGCCAGGUUGCAUUUUUUUGCAUUUUUUGCUAUGGCUCUUGCUAGCCUGAGUGUGCCUGUUCAUGUCCUUCAGCCAUGUCUUCGUGGGGGAAUGAAUGUCUCCUACUCUUGGAGAUUUGAUUCCGUUCCCCGGCUAGUUUAGAAAUGAGACCUUUAGCCAUGAAGCCUGUGGCAGGGAUUCUCGCCCCGCCCCUUCUCAUUUUUUUUUUUUGCUAGGAUUCGUCGGGCGCCAUCCCGAUUCGCAGUUUCCCUUCCUCUAGCCUUUCCGUGUCUUGCUUAGCGAGGGAUUCUUCUGCGAGCCAGGACGUCCUGGAAUUGACAGGGACUCUUCCGAUUUCCACUACUCGGUCUAAAUCACGCCCCCAACUGGAGCUCCUCUGGGCGAAGGGUGUAAGGGAGAAGGCGGCCUUUCCAGGUUUCCCCGGAUACUGCCCUGACUUCGCUGUCCAAUCCUUGGGUUCUUUGAGCUGAUUACAAAGGCAGCGGCGACUGCGUUCCUCUGUC